This is a messenger RNA of Dryobates pubescens (Downy woodpecker), 4175 nucleotides long. Its product is annotated as heat shock factor protein 3. Gene Ontology annotation, molecular function: DNA-binding transcription factor activity; sequence-specific DNA binding. Lineage: Eukaryota; Metazoa; Chordata; Aves; Piciformes; Picidae. The record is from RefSeq and is a predicted model, not a curated record. Gene Ontology annotation, biological process: regulation of DNA-templated transcription. The transcript is spliced from 13 exons. The coding region runs from base 44 to 1696 and encodes 550 amino acids.
UCCCGGCCCGUUGCAUGAGCGCGCGGCCCGGCCCGGUCUGAGGAUGCGGGAAGGGUUGGCGCUGCCCGGGGGCCCCGGUGCCGCCCCGGUGCCCGGCUUCCUGGCCAAGCUCUGGGCGCUAGUGGAGGAUCCGCAGAGCGACGACGUCAUCUGCUGGAGCAGGAAUGGUGAGAACUUCUGCAUUCUGGAUGAGCAGAGGUUUGCCAAGGAGCUGCUCCCCAAGUACUUCAAACACAACAAUAUCUCCAGCUUCAUACGACAGCUUAACAUGUAUGGUUUCAGGAAGGUGAUUGCCCUUGAGAAUGGCAUGAUUACAGCAGAGAAAAGCUCAGUCAUUGAGUUCCAGCACCCUUUCUUCAAGCAAGGCAAGGCACAUUUACUGGAAAACAUCAAGCGCAAGGUAUCUGCAGUAAGGACUGAGGAUCUCAAGGUCUGUACGGAGGAUUUGCACAAAGUACUCUCUGAAGUCCAAGAAAUGAGAGAGCAGCAGAACAACAUGGAUGUCAGGCUGGCUAACAUGAAGAGAGAAAAUAAGGCCCUGUGGAAAGAAGUGGCAGUUCUAAGGCAGAAGCACAGUCAACAACAGAAGCUGCUGUCUAAGAUUCUUCAAUUUAUACUGAGUUUGAUGCGAGGAAAUUAUAUUGUUGGGGUCAAAAGGAAAAGGUCUCUGACAGAUGCUGCAGGUGCUUCACCUUCCAAGUACAGUCGGCAGUAUGUUCGGAUUCCUGUGGAGAGCGGCCAAGCAAUGGCUUUUGCUGAGCAUCAUGCAGAUGAUGAGGAUGGAAAUGGUUCAGGUCUCAUCAUCCGAGAUAUCACAGACACCCUGGAAAAUGCCACUGACGGACUCCUCGCUGUGGCACACACAAGUGGCAAAGCCAGGGAGAUGCAGGCAGCGCUGGAUCCUGGCUUACCUCUUUGUCAAGUGUCGCAGCUGAACGAGUUAAACUGUGCAGAACCCAUCCCACCAGUUCAUAUAAAUGAUGUCAGCAAACCCAGUGAACCAGGAAAUGCUGCUGUGGAGCUCCAUACUGCACAGCCUAAUACUCCAGAAGACCCUGUGUCAGUGAUUGACUCCAUCCUGAAUGAGAACAGCUCUGGGAACCAAAGCGAUCCUUUGCUGGACAGAGAAGAAAUUCAGGACUUUCUCAACUGCAUUGAUGCCAGCCUUGAAGAGCUGCAAGCGAUGCUGUCUGGGAAGCAGUACAGCUUUGGUUCUGAAGCCUUCAGUGACGCAUUUAAUCCUGAGCUGCCAGCCCUGGAUAUGAGCUUGAUGGAAACCUCCCCUGGUAUGGAAAAUAUUUCAGACUUGGCAGAGAGCAGUGAAGAUCUGGGAGCCAGUGAGAGAGAAACAGCAGGAAGCAAAGAUAUGCAGCUGAUACAGUACAGGGCCAAUCCUCUGCUUUCAUUAUUUGAAGAGCUACCUUCCAGUGAAGCUGCAGGGAAGACAGAGGAUCCAAAAGACCUUCUGCUGCCCACCCUGGAGGAAAAACCUGCUCUUCCUGCUCCCUCAGGGAGCGGAACUGACUUGCCACUAGCAGCUCCAGCCAGCCAGGCUGAGCCUCUGGAUGCUCUGGGAAUGAGUGAUCCACCUCUGCUCUCAGAAGAUGGGAAUGGAGACUAUAAACUGUUCCCACUCUUACUCCUCAGUCCUGUUGCUAAUUUCAUAGAAGAGGCCUCUGAGAUAGAAACUUCUUGAACUUGCCACGAGAUCUGCAGCUGGCUUAGUUGACGUGACAGCGAAGAAAUAGACCAGCCAGAAGUUUGACCUCUCGUCACUUGCUUCCUGGGUGUUCUGUUCUGUGCAGACAAAAGCAAGUUCUCUGUCUACAAGCAAAGAGCACAUCUGUAAAACAAAAAAACCCACCCAGAAAACUGCAAACGAGCUCAAACCAAGAGCUGCUGGGAGUGGAGGCAGUGGGCAGAGGAGAAACACCACCUCCCUGUAGACGUACCACGGCAUAUUCCCUAACUUUGUAUCCGAUAUCCUUGUUGCCAGAGGGAAAUCUCUUUGUAUCCUGGGAGUGAAGGCAGUGGGCAGAGGAGAACCAGCACCUCCCUGUAGACAUACCACAGCAUAUUCCCUAACUUUUUAUCCAAUGUCCUUGUUGCCAGAGGGAAAUCUUGUUUGUAUCCUGUUUGUAAACUCCGGCCGGCGUUUUGGUUUUCGUUUGGGGUUUGGGUUUGGUUUGGUUGGGUUGGGUUUGGGGUGGUUUUUUUAUUAGCUGGGAUAGCUCUGUGGUGUGUCAUAUUUUAACCAUGAGCUGUACUCUUUUUCUCAGAGGCUGUUUCAGUAGGGUGGCUUGUCUGGAGUGAAGGGUUGUGUGUUUUUUUUGUUUCGAGUGUUUCGUUUCCUUUGGGUUUAUUUGAGAUACUUUUGAUAGUUUGUGGCUGCAGUUGUUUGCAUCUGCUUGGAUCACUUUGGUAUUCCUAGAUUUGCUGCUAGGUACAGGGAACGUUUUUCCUAUGGAAAAUGACAUUUUAACUGUGGACUAUUACUUUUUAACAUGCUCAGCCACCUCCAUUGCCACGGGCUGUAGGUGUUGUGGUAGGAAGUGUUCGCCCCCCUGCCUGACGCUGGUUUCUCAUGCACAUUGCAUGGCAGUUCUAGGGCAGCUUGCACCUAGCUCACAGGUCCUGUGUCCUCAGAUGUGGAGUGCAAGAUGAUUCACAUCUAGCAAAGUCCAGCAGCUGUCCUUAAAAGUGAGAGAGAGGGGGAGAGGGGGGAAAAAAAGGAGUCACGGGGUGACGCUGACGUGGAGAUUUCUUUCCCACUUGCAGUAGUGACUUGCUCACCUCACCCUAGAUGAGCACUGGACUUCCCACUGCAUUUUCUGUGUGUGGAACCUUAAGGCUAAAUUCAGCAGAUUCACCUGAGUCCUUUGACAGCAGAUUACAAACACUAGUGUCUGCUUAACCAAAAGUUCCUUCCACAAAGUUUCUUUUCACCCUGUUUUCCUGACUCCUUUGAGCAGCUAUGCCGCAGGCAGCAGCCUCUGCUGUCAGGUUCUCUUUCACCAGUGCCAAGGUUGUAGCAAUCACCACUUGCCCACACAAACCUGAAACAUGAAACAGAACUUUUGGGGCUGGAAAAGGCCUGGGGACAGGUAGAAAUCCCAUUGUAUCACACCAUGUGUUUCCUACCAGCACAAUUACUUCAGUUUCCCCACCUCCCCUCCCAGUUUUAGGAAUUCAGGCUACCUACAGGCUUUGUCCUCUGAGGUUUCUGAACCACUAAGUCUUGAGUUCUUUUAUAUUCAAGAAUUGAAGGUGAUUUGAUAUUCUGGAGCCUAUUAGAUAAUGCAUGUUAUCUAUGCUGACCUUAAUUGUCAGCUCCUUUGAGUGGCAGAGGAGGAUCUUGCUACCAACUGCGUGUAUAUGUGUGAUGCCUUCACAGUGUGGUUUUAUUCCCAGGCUUCUGUAGCUGUUCUUUACCUUGUGACCCUUCAUCUUUGUGCCUUUUGAAUUGCUUAUUGUUAAGUAUGUCAUACUCUAGCCUUUUCUAGUGUUUCUUUUUGCUUUCUUGAGACAAAGGGCUGAAGAGUCUCCAGUUUUCAUGGGCUGAAGAGUCUCCAGUUUUCAUGGGCUGAAGAGUCUCCAGUUUUCAUGGGCUGAAGAGUCUCAGGUUUUCAUGGGCUGAAGAAUCUCAAGUUUUCAUGAGCUAAAGGGGGAGGGGGCAGUGAGUGAAUCCCUAUCUAUUUUGACCUCUUGAGUUUUAUCAUUUCUCCCCAAGGGCCUCAGUUUUGCCACAAGUGCAACAACAAAAAACUGGCUUUUCUUCUGUGCUGUUUGGACAGCAUGGUGCAGACAACAAAGUUAUUUGAGCAGCUGAUCUUCUGUCACUCCCAGCUCAUGAAUAGGUUGGACUGCAGUGUAGUUUCUGUUACAGAUUAGUCAUGUUCUUCCAUCAUGGAGUCUUCUGGUCUCAGUGCAUCUCCCCAUCAGAUACUUGAUCUGAUUGCAUAAUCAUUUUUUAAUACACUUUCUCUCUUAAGAAACCAAGGCUUAAGAAAACUGCAAACAAAAAACAGACCCUUGUGCAUUUGUGUCUGGUUUAUGUCCUGGUCUAGGAAGAAUGUUUCUUUGUGCAAGUUUCCUAAGACAGAUUGCAGUGGAAAGGGCAAGGCUGAAUAGCAAGACAAACCCACAUGCUGAAGUAAUUAAAGGCAAGAAUUACA